Trichoderma harzianum CBS 226.95 is the source of this 2688-nucleotide messenger RNA. RefSeq lists its product as hypothetical. NCBI's taxonomy places the organism in Eukaryota, Fungi, Ascomycota, Sordariomycetes, Hypocreales, Hypocreaceae. Gene Ontology annotation, biological process: DNA replication initiation. Gene Ontology annotation, cellular component: DNA replication preinitiation complex. The record is from RefSeq and is a predicted model, not a curated record. The transcript is spliced from 5 exons. Bases 1 to 2688 code for a protein of 895 amino acids.
AUGUCCUCGUCCGCGUUCCUCGACGCCUUUGAAGACGCGUCGCGUGCGCGGUCCGGCAUCUUGACGCCCGCUUCCGAAGGCAGCUUGAAUCGCCAAGAUGAAGCUUCUUCGCCGCGCCGCGAUGCGAGGAAGUCGGGAGUGGCCGUCACCAUGGAGCAGCUGCUCAAGCCAUCAAUUGCUGUAAAGCCACAUCCACCUAAUUUGCAUAUCCCGCCCCGCGUCCUGCACCCAUUGAUGCUUCUGCCUCGCGAACACCUGCCGCUGGCGUAUAUAGACUUUGCAGCUUCCAACGGCGAUUUCCCCCAGUCUCGGUUUUACGAAUCUUAUAUCCAUAUUCUCGAUCUCGAAAGUCGGCUGGGCCCCGCGCCCAUUGUGCUCAUCGCGCGCAAUGAAUUGAGGGGUACCACAUACGCCCUGGAGCGACAGUCCAAUGGGCUGUAUGUGCUUUGCAAGCUGGGGCCAUGGGCGGACUUGGAAAGCCUGGCGCAAAAUGCAACGGCCGUCAGAUAUGAGCGCCUUUCUCCCGUGAAGACGGAGCGAGUCGAGCGCCCUGAUAUCGAAGCACUUACAACCCCUCAGCUGCAUGUCGAACAGAAGAAGAAGAGGGCUGCCAUCGAAGCCAUCCAGUCUCAAAUGAGGAAGCGUGUGAGAUCCCAGUCUGUUUCGACUGUCGGAAUCUUGGCCAAAGAAGAAGAAUCGCUGGAACCCGAAUCAUUGCUGUCACAGCUACCGUCGCCCGACAUGAGCUUGGAACAGCUUCCGCUGCCGGGAUCUGAGGACCAAGCCAACACUGCUCCCAUAGUCCAGGGUGCAGAGGAUAUUUUUGACAGCAUCAGAACUCAUUAUUUCGAUGCGCUGUACAAAUCCAUGGGCUCCCUUGCGUACUUUGCCAAAGGACCACUAUCACGAGCUCGAUCGACUUUCCACUUAGAUUUAGAAUCGAACCUGGACAUGGCCGAUCUGAUCGAAUUCUUGAAGAGUCUCAUCCUCACAACCGUCCAGAUCGACAAAAAGUAUCGCGAAACAAUUCCUGAGAUUAUUACCAAGCUGAAGGACCGGAUUGAGAGUUCUGAUGAAGGUCGCAAGCGCAAGCGCAAGCCCAAGAAGAUGAAGCUUGGCAAGAGUGGGCUAUAUCCGCUGGAGGAUGAAAACAUUAUGCGGUGGUGGGCUGCGAACAAGCCAGAGCCAAAUGAUGAGGCUGCCACCACCUCGUCACAAGUCAAGUCUCAUGUUUCCAUCCUACGGACGAGGGAGACUAAGCUGCAAAUGAUCCUCAUCAUGGAGAUCCUUGCACUGGAACCUCUCAAAGCUGCUGGCGAAAGCGGCGAGGCGAUUCUGCCCACUUUACCUGGAGCUGCCGAUUCCGGAGACCUGCUGGAGAAUGCGCUGCACCCUCAACCAAAGAAGAGAAACAAGCACAAUCUUCCGGUGCUGCUGGAUGUCCACGCCGAUCGGCUAACUAUCUGGCAAUCAACAGCGAGUGAUGAGCAACUAUUGCUAGAAGAUGCACCAUCUUUGCACACGCCACUGGAUGGCAGCCUGGAAAAGAAGGCUUCGUCCGAACCUCUGAGAGACUUUUGCGUCGAUGUUAUUGUACCUUUCUUUUCUGCACGUUUGCCUGAUCUUUGCGACUCAAUCAACCGGAAACUUGGAGGUCCUGUGAUUAUAGCUCCGGCAAAGUCCAGGACUAUGAAGAAGCCUUCAGGUCUGCGAGACCAGAGACCUGGUGCUGCAGCUAAGCGACCUCAACCUCCGAACGUUCGCAAGACGUUGCAGCGAGCCCUCUCUACGGAACAACAGAACCGAAGGAGUAUCUCGAGGGGCCCCAGUAAUGCCAUUGCUCUUUUGCGAUCAGCCACAUCUACCACCCUUCCGACCGUCAAGCGGGAGAGCUUGGAUUUGUCAGGGCCCAUGUCAUUGCUUCCCGACUCUCAGAGAAGGGCCCAUUCACUGUCCCGAAGCAGCAGCAUGAACAACCUGUUUGAUGCCAGAGCUAGUAAAAAGGCUGAGGUGGAUGCUGAGCUUAAGGAGGCCAUUUCAGCCUUGAGGAAGCCUAACCGAGAGGUUGUAAGCAAGGCAAUGGCGGAGGCAGAUGAGCGUAGAACGUCGGCCAAUUUGGCCACCAAGAAACCGAAAAGAGCACCCCCGAGGAGCAUUCCGGCUUCAGCUAUUCAAGUCAAGGCCACACCAGCAAACAAUCGGUUCAAGAACAUGAUGCCAGCCAAGAAGGCAGAGAGCCAAAUAUUCUCUGAAGGUUUUGAUGAAUUAAUCCCCCCAUCUAGUGUGACGGCCUUUGUUCCAUCUACAGGCAAGAAACCUGCUCUUAGGGAGCUGUAUAAGCGCAGCCCAUCUCCAGUGAUGGAUGCAAUAGGCGACACGCCGACGAAGACUUCGGCGAAGCCCAGCUUCCUACGUCGACCCUUGAAUGAACAGCCAGCAUAUCCUCCUUCCUCCCCCGCCGUACAGAGAACGCGGGCGCCUGAAGAUUUCGUUGUAACGGAUAGCGUGGUUAAACCUGCGAGAACCAGACAUGAAGCUCCCGAUUUGAUUGAGACGCCGAUCAAGAAAAGCACACAGCAGCGGCUUGAUUUAUAUGCAACUCCUCAGACAAAGUCGCAGGAGCCGAAGGGGAAAAGCGUGUCUAUUUUUGAGAGACUUGGAUGGGAUGACGACUUUGAUGAUUUAUGA